CAGUGUGACGUUUCUGUAAAACGUUAAAAUAGCAAUUAAUUUUGUCGAUUUGUUAAAUCUUGUAAAUACUAGAAAAAUCGGAAAAAUAGAUGAUAAUUUUAAUAUUUUGCACUAAAUUAAACACAUUAAAAUGGCAUUUGUGUAUCAAGGAGAUCAAGAGUUAGAAGCUAAAGCGAAAAAGGCUGCUGAGCGGAUAUCAGAGAACAUGCACAUCGUUGCCAAUGAGCCUUCUCUGGCGCUGUUCAGGCUACAGGAGCACGUUAGGAAGGCCCUUCCGCCGAUGGUAGAAAGGCGAGUUGAAGUCACUAAACUACAGCAUGAACUGCAAGGCAGGUGUUACGAUGUGGAGUACGCACUAGGAGCCGUAAAGUCCAUGGAUGGUGCUGCAACCAGCUUCCAGAACAUCCAAGAUAUGCUGAAGCAAUCAAUUUUUUUAAAGCAACAGUUAAAGUAUGAAGAAGCUAGGAGAAAUAAAAAAGAUUCUAGUUCAGUUUAUAAACGUCUCUCAGCUCAUAUUGUUCUUGAUUUGCCGGACUUGUCUGAGUUCUCUAUGGUUAGGGAAACCACUAAUAGAAUAGAGAAUAUGAUGGCCCAUGCAAGGGGUUCCACAGCAGAACUGCAUAGGUCUCACACUACAUUGCAUUAGUAAUUAGAUUAUCUUUUAUUAUUAACAUAAUUGACUCUCACACAUCUUACUAACAAUGUUUUCUACAUAAUGCUUGGCUCAUCAUACUAAUAUUUUUCACAUUACAUUUUCACAUAGAUCUUGCUCACACACACAUUUUAUAUUGACAGCAGAUCAUGCAUACAGAAACAUGAAAAAUUAAUUAAGAAAAUACACUGUUCAUUUGUUUUCCAUAAAUGUGCCUGGAUUUGCUGUUCAUGUAAAAUGGCCACAAAUUCACAAUUCUACUGGAAAGUUAAGUUUUUCCAUACUUGUAGCAAUGUGUUGGUGAGAUGUGGGGUCAGGGACUUUGUAUUUGAGUGGGUCUUUGGAGGAAUGCUUGCUGUAUGUUUUAUUAUUAGGUGUAUGUUGUAUUGUAUAUUAUAUGUCAGUAUUACUCACAAAUACUAAUCUAGUCUCAAAAAUUAAACUAUCAUUACAUUAA
Molecule: messenger RNA, 1109 nt
Organism: Ostrinia furnacalis (Asian corn borer)
Lineage: Eukaryota; Metazoa; Arthropoda; Insecta; Lepidoptera; Crambidae
Product: BLOC-1-related complex subunit 8 homolog
Exons: 3
Coding region: 131-646 (171 amino acids)
Cellular component (GO): BORC complex
Source: RefSeq, a predicted model, not a curated record